Messenger RNA from Apodemus sylvaticus (European woodmouse), 513 nucleotides. Its product is annotated as ferritin light chain 1-like. The transcript has a single exon. Gene Ontology annotation, cellular component: cytoplasm. The record is from RefSeq and is a predicted model, not a curated record. Bases 1 to 513 code for a protein of 170 amino acids. Lineage: Eukaryota; Metazoa; Chordata; Mammalia; Rodentia; Muridae. Gene Ontology annotation, biological process: iron ion transport; intracellular iron ion homeostasis. Gene Ontology annotation, molecular function: ferrous iron binding; ferric iron binding.
AUGACCUCUCAGAUUCGCCAGAAUUAUUCCUCCAAAGUGGAAGCUGCCGUGAACCUCCUGGUCCACUCACACCUGCCGGCCUCCUACACCUACCUCUCUCUGGGCUUCCUUUUUGAGUGGGAUGACGUGGCUCUGAAGGGCGUAGGCCACUUCUUCCGAGAAUUGGCAGAGGAGAAGCGGGAGGGCACCGAGCGUCUCCUCAAGAUGCGGAAUGAUUGUGGGAGCUGUGCAGUCUUCCAGGAUGUGCAGAAGCCAUCUCAAGAUGAAUGGGGUAAAAUCCAGGAGGCCAUGGAAGCUGCCUUGGCCCUGGAGAGGAAACUGAGCCAGGCCCUCUCAGAUCUGUAUGCCCUGGGUUCUGAUCACACAGACCCUCAUCUCUGUGACUUCUUGGAAAGCCACUUCCUGGAUGAGGAGGUGAAGCUCAUCAAGAAGAUGGGCGGCCACUUGGCCAACCUCCGCAGGGUGGCGGGGCCACAGCCAGCACAGACCAGCGUCCCCCAGGCAUCUCUUUGA